UGGCCAACAAAACACCAAAAUUUUCCAACUUAUAAUAAUUUAAUUGCAAUUAAGUAAAUUGUAUUCAAUAAGCAAAAAAAAAAUUAAGACGAAAAAUCCAUAAAGUAGGAAAUGCAUUACAAAAAUAAACACACACACACAUACAUAGCUAGAACCAAAAUCAGCGUCAAGCAGCAAAUCCUUGUGUUUCAGCACUGUGCCAUAUACAUAGAUACACACACAUACAUACAUACAUGUGCUCAUAUCUAUGUAUAUAUACACAUUCAUACACAUGUUAUAACACCGUUCUAAUCUAUUCUCUUCUCUGUCUUUCUAUAUUUUUCUAGGUCAAGAUUUAGCGUUACGUGCCAAACGAAAGUGACAACAACAACAACAACGGAAAACCGGUUUUCAAUUACUUAGCAAAACUAAUCUAUUUUCUCUUUUGUCUCUCUUCUACACAGGAAAAUUCGGACGAAAUUCAGGACGAAACAACAAGCUCAAGCUCGCUACAAAAAUAACAUAUACAUAUAUAUUUAUUGCAACUGCAUUUGAACUACCUGCAGGCGACAAUUUACCAUUUCAGCCGUCAACCGUCGCAGCCACACAAGGAGAACACCUCGCCACAAGGCAUCUUGAUACAGAAGACAUGUCAGCGUUCAAUACUCAACACAAACGGCGCCAAGCGGCUCAAUGUGCGCAACACCAGCACAACCAUGGCGCCAGAAGUUGCAGCCCCGGGGCUGUCGCCACACACCAUACCCGCCGAGCCGCCACUCAAGCGCGGUAUUGUGCCACCGCAAAUGAAUCGAAAGAAUAUGUCCGUAACGGAUGUCUCCGAUAUGCUCAUCAAUUUGUACAAAACAAAUGUAGCUAAUGCACCAAAGAACCAACAGACCACAGCUUCGAAGUUCAGACAAACUUCGCCGACCUCUGCCGAGGGACACGAGCCGUCGAGUAUAGCGGCCAUAGCCACCAAAGGCGCUGCCGCCGCUGUGAAUGAGCCAAAAAACUUGCAAAUUGAUGAAAUGAUGACCGUUGCUAAUGAACGACAACAGCAACAACAACAAGCAACCACCAUGGUGGUCACGCCAGAUCUUAGCGUCACCGCUGAACAUGCAUCAUUUCAUCAAGCCAACACCGAAAAUGCGAAUAUAAUGAAAGUUAACCAAAACCCAAAUGUGGACAAUAAUACUUUGUACGGUCUUCAGGCCGGCGGAAUGCCCGCAAUGAGUGCCAUACCGACAUCGGUAGUGGUGGCACCGAAUGAUGAACCGCUGGAUAUAAAACCCGUUAUAAACCCACAAACCGGACAGGUGAUACCAAUGUUACCCAAUGCUGCACUCGGUGGUGUCGGUGCGUCGGUCAUAAAGCCAGUGCCAAAUAUGGUCGCCGAUUCCACGAUGCCUUCUUUGGCACCCUUGAAUAGCGCCUUGGAACGCGCGAAUGCCAUCAACAGCCAACAUAACAAUGCACAAGCUGGUGUUUUGCCUGGUGGUUGUGACGCCUUGCCACCGGCUGCCGUGCUUGCCGCUGCGCUGCUACGUGAUGGCUACAACAACUUCCAACAACAAUUGCGUACACAAGAGCUGUUCAAGAUGAAUGGCCAGGCCGAUGUGAAUAACGGUAAUGUAGUUGAUAGCAACGCUGCAAAUACACUUUCCACAAAAAUAUUGGAGAAUUUCUUACGUCAACGUCAUCUGAAAUCCGAAGGUGCCACAGAUAAUACAAACCCAAACGAAUCGGAUGCCGUCGAUGGCGAUGACGAAGAUGAUUCGCGCUAUAACGGUUUCGAUGACAUACACUUGAUUGAAGGCUCUAAGCCAAAUUAUAAUAAUAUGAGCGGUCUUUUGCAACCGGGUGGCGCUUCGUCAUCCUCACCGCAUUUGACCAGCUCAAAUACCGACUACAUGUCGGACGAUUCGCAAAAGUUCAUGUUCGCCGCACAGGCAUACCGUCACCUAGAAUAUUCACUCGGUGGUGAGAACUCCUUCGGCAUGAUGAGUGGCCACGAAAGCGGCAAUAACGAAAAUGGUACUGAAGGACCCGAACCCAUAUACGAGUGUCGCCAUUGUGGCAAGAAGUACCGUUGGAAGUCCACAUUGCGUCGUCAUGAGAAUGUCGAGUGCGGCGGUAAGGAGCCGUCGCAUCAAUGCCCCUACUGUCCGUACAAGUCGAAGCAGCGUGGCAAUCUCGGCGUGCAUGUGCGCAAGCAUCACUCGGAUUUGCCGCAAUUGGCAAGCAAACGACGCUCGAAAUACUCAAACAAAUUGGAUAGUGGCAAUAUUAGCGCAAAUGCUUCGGAUGACUCGUCCAGUAAAUUGGUUAUCGAUUGCUCUAAAUAACGGUAUCAUUGUUGGUACGAAAACGAAGUGUUGGCGCGUCUGCUCAGUGCGAAAUUUCCAAAUAUUUCUUAAAACAAUUGAGUGAAAAACGUUGAGUUGCAGUUUGACAGGCGCUGUCACAUUAUUAGAGACACUCGUAUAUAUGUACGAAGCAUUUUAAUCAAAAAUACGUAUGAGAUUCGUCGUUAUACACACUCGUACAUACAUACAUACUUACAAGCAGAUAUACAUAUAUAUUUGUUUUUGUAAUCUAUAGAAGAAGACUGUUUACGUUAAGUUUGGAGUUUACUGUGUGCUGAUAUUAUAUGCUCACAUGCAUACAUAUAUUUAAUUUAAACUUAAGUUAAUUGCAUAUUUACAAACACAACCUAAAAUUUAUUUCUUAAUUCUUUUUUACUUAUUACUUAUUACUUUAUAUUUUAUAUUUUAGUUUACAUAUACAUACACAUACAACAUACGUGCAUAUCGUGUAAGUGUCGACAAACUAUGUGCCUUUAGUAUAAGUACUUACGUCCAUGUCACUUUAGUAAGUGUUUAAUUCAUCUUUAAUUAUGCCACAUAUCCUGAGUUUCCAUUACGCUUACCCAUAUGCAAGGCAUCUUCAAACAUUUUCUUAUAAAUGUAAUUUCAUUUAUAACCUUAAACUUUUUUUGCAUACAAUAACUAACUUGAGAAUUAUAAAUGGCAAUUUCUCGUCGAAAAUGCCAAAAAGAAAAUCUAUAAAUACUAAACUCAAAGUAAGCUGAAAAUAAUGAUUUUAAUUUUAGAGACCAAAAACUAACCUUAAAAUGCUCACUCUGGAAUUUCGAAAAUUCGAAUUCGGCUGUUAUGUCUAAUUUAAGAAUGUUUUAUGAGCAUUGAACAUUUGUAGGUGAAUACUAAGUUGUUUUAUAUUUGUAUUAUACAGUAAAUAACAUACGCAGUAGUAGAAGUUGUAAUAUGGACUCGUUGAAGAAGGAAUAUUUUUUUUAUUUUUCAUUCAAAAAUCAUAAACAAUUACAAUAAUAAUAUACAUAUAUAAUAAAAAUAAAAAAUAUAAUAAUAAUUAAAUAAUAACAAUAACAUAAAAGUAAUAAAAUAUUUCUUUUUUAAAUUUUCACUUAAAAAUAACAAAAAAUUAUACAAAAUUACAAUAAUUAUAUAUACAAUAG
This is a messenger RNA of Zeugodacus cucurbitae (melon fly), 3475 nucleotides long. Its product is annotated as longitudinals lacking protein. The transcript is spliced from 2 exons. NCBI's taxonomy places the organism in Eukaryota, Metazoa, Arthropoda, Insecta, Diptera, Tephritidae. Gene Ontology annotation, cellular component: nucleus. Gene Ontology annotation, biological process: regulation of gene expression. Bases 696 to 2324 code for a protein of 542 amino acids. The record is from RefSeq and is a predicted model, not a curated record.